AUGUCAAAGGUUCUCGUCACAGGAGGCACUGGCUUCAUUGCCGGCCACACCAUCCAGCAACUAUUGCAGAAAGGGUACAAGGUAGUGACCACAGUCCGAAGCGAUGACAAAGGUGACAAGCUACUCAACGCCCAUGCACCGUGGUCGAAGAACAACUUAUCCUACACCAUCGUCAAGGACGUUACGCAAAAGGGAGCAUUCGAUGAGGCCAUCAAAACCACACCUGACCUCGAUUACGUGAUUCACACCGCCUCUCCCUACCACUACGACGUCUCCGAUCCGGUCGCCAAUUUCCUCGAGCCCGCCAUCACGGGCACUACCUCGAUCCUGCAGGCUCUGCAUGCACAUUCUACCACUAUUAAACGUGUCGUGCUACUGUCGUCCUUCGCCGCAAUGCGCAAUGACGCCAACCCGCCGCCUGCCUAUGACGAAAGCUCCUGGAACCCCGUGACUUGGGAUGAGGCUGCGACCAACACCAAGAAGACGUACCAAGGCAGCAAGACCCUCUCGGAACGCGCCGCAUGGGACUUCAUCCGGGAGCAAAAGCCCCAGUUCGACCUCGUCGCCAUCAACCCAACCCUCGUUUUCGGGCCUAUUGCCCCGCACCUCAGGCGCGCCGACCUCCCUGCGGGCCUCAACACCAGCAACCAGCGCAUUUUCAAUAUGCUCUCCGGCGCGAUGCAUGACGGGCUCGAACCCACGGGUUUCUACACCUUCGUGGACGUGCGUGACGUUGCGGCGGCACACGUGGCAGCCUUGGAGCUGCCGAGGGUUGCUGCGCGGCAGGAGAGCAGGUGUUUGAUGAUCGCGGGGCAUUUCUCGAACGUGGAGAUUGCGCGCGUGGUGCAGGAGAUGAUGGGGAAGGACGAGCGAAUGAAGGCGCUACCGGAGACGCUGCCAGAGAAGGAUGAUUUGCCGCCGCUGGAUCAGAGGUAUCGAUGGGAUUGUAGCCGGAGUCAGGACAUGUUUGGGGUGAGGUACCGGGGACUCGAGGAGUGCGUGAGGAAUACGGUGGAGAGCUUGAGGCGGGGACUUGCUGAGUAG
Molecule: messenger RNA, 1044 nt
Organism: Cyphellophora europaea CBS 101466
Lineage: Eukaryota; Fungi; Ascomycota; Eurotiomycetes; Chaetothyriales; Cyphellophoraceae
Exons: 5
Coding region: 1-1044 (347 amino acids)
Molecular function (GO): oxidoreductase activity, acting on the CH-OH group of donors, NAD or NADP as acceptor
Source: RefSeq, a predicted model, not a curated record